UUUAUUUUUCACAGAGUGCGAAUGCGUGGGAGCGCGAAGGUUUUGGCCAGUGAUUCCAGCAGUCGUGAAAACUCGCGAAAUACUACCGUUUAGGGAUAGCAGACAGGCAGGCACACACUCUUUCGUCGAAGUAACCAAACUUUCCUUUUCGAGUACCCCUUUUACAGGUACAGAGAAAACUAAAACGAUGUUAUUUCAGGAUAGGGUACGGUACCUAGUACAAGACGCGAGACGCUUUUCCCCUGGAGCUCUCACUUUAGGAUAGUCUAUACGAAAGUCUGUCCGACGGACAGAGCAACCUACCAAAUAGAAAAAUAUAUUAAAAAAGAUACAAAAAAAAGAAUGAGAGAAAAAAAGGAAAAAAAAAGAAACGUUUUCAUUUACGUGUAUUGAUCGGUAACCAAUCGUGUGAGAGACGCCGACACACGCAUACAUACACAGACACACCGGUGAUCGUAGAAAUCAAAGGAAAUAAAUUGUAACUGACUGUGGGUGUUUGACGUUACAUAGUUAGCAUCGUGUUACCAAAUGACUACCAGUUCAAUCAAAAUUGUACGCGUAGGCCCUGCAGUUAUUUUAGUUACGUCUUUUCUCUGGCGGAGGGCGAGUCUGUCAAUUUCGGGGAACUAGAAAAAGGACGGUAACUCUAUAUAUUUUUACUAUAAACGUCGCGGUGAGAAGAGUACGUACCGUUUUGUAUGUAGAGUAACUGCACAUUUUAAUACUAUCGAACCGUAUCGACCGAUGUGAAUGUAAAGAAAAAAAAAAGUCGAUGUAUGUACUUGCAUUGAACAUCCAUAGUUCUAGUUCAGCGAAAUGAAUUUAGUAUGCGCCGUUGUACAAAUUGAAUCAAAUUUAACGCGAAACAAGAGCUAAGCUGGCCAAUGAACAAGGAAAAAAGCGAAAGAAUGGCUGGAUCGUUCUCCAAUUUUUCGGCCAUGCUCUUUUUUUGUUUUGAUUUUUCCUUUCUCAAGGAAUACCAUUGAUAAAAGAAAAGAAAGAAUAAUUGUUUCGGAGACGAACCACUGGCCUGGUUGCCAGGUUCUUGAGAGAGCAAGAGAAAGGGAGAGAGAGGCAGUGAGAGAGAAAGAGAGAGAAAGAGAGAGAGAGAGAGAGUGAGCGAGAGAGCGCGAGCAAGAGAGGGAGAGAGAGGGUGAGAGAGUGCGUGAGAGCGAGAGAAAGAGAGAAAGAGGGUGAAAGAGAAAGAAAGAGAGAGAGAGAGGGAAGAAAAAGAAAUUUAAUCGAUUGUUGAAAUGGUUGCGGAAAGAAGAAAAAAUGUUAUUCGCGCGUGCCACACAGAGAGCGUAGGAGAAUAUAUUAUAUUAUAUAUUAUUAUAUUACAUGUAUUCAGGGAUCUUUAUUGUCUAGUUACUACUGUUACCGAGAUCUGUGCGCACGGAUCUUGCGCAUAAUAUCGCUUACCUCGGAGCGUACGAAAAUUUGAAAUCGGUCAAAUGUCGUCUCGGAGCUGCUACUCACACGCAAGGAAGUUCAUUUCUCUAAAGCAGGAGGACGAGGAGGAGGAAAAGGAGGAGGAGGAGGAGACACGCUUUUCUAAACAAAAUUAUGCGAAGUUUUUUCUUUGUCGUUUCGCUCGCGUCCGAAUCGCCGGCAAGGUUCUCGCCGAUCCGAUGGAUCAGCGUCUCGUUGUUUCCGGUGUAUUGAAAGCAAACCGAUAUUAGAUGAGAAGAGAAGAAAAGAGAAAUUAUUUAUCGAAAGAAGAGAGAAAAAAAAUCGUUGUAAAUGAAUAUUUUAUUGUGAUCGAACGUUGAGAUUUGGCCAACGAUCGAUCGAAUCGGCCAGAACCCGAGCGAUCUCUGCGCGCGGGAAUAAUAGUCGUGUAAAAUGUUUUAGAGUGCAAUAAUAUUAGGUGAUACGCGAUUGGGAUGCAUUGUUUCUCUCGACCGAUCGAUCGCGGCGUCCUUCUCGGUUUCUUUCGUUUCUGUAUCACGUGUGCGGUUCUGCGAACGUUCGAAACUUUGUUUAAUCUUCCUGCAUUUAAAUAUACGAUGCGAAACAGUUGACAGCCUGACAAUUUUAUGCACCGUGUGCCCUGUUUCUUUCGGUUCGUUUCUUGACUCGCGGGAGCCGGACGACGCGGCGAAUUUUUAUAGACAAAAGGAGCAGCUUGUCCAUUUUUAUCCUUUGCUCUUUUCCUCGACGCGUCACGUGGCAAAAGCGAAGUUGAACAUUCAUUCGUUGCGGCCCAGUGACACUCGAGGCGACGCUCGUCGCGCACGACUGUUUCGUCCGCGUUCGUCGAUUCGCGCGGCUCGUUUCUUUUCUAUUUUAUUUCGUUCGCCGCGAACAAGGACCGUUCGUUCCGAGCGCGAACAGAAAUGCAGAGGCCUACGACACUGUUGUGGAUCUCUCCCGACGAUUGGAUCGUCGCGCAAGAUAUGCAGACCCGUCGCUGGCGUGAUGUUACCUAUGUUCCACGAAUGAUACCGUAACAGUGAACGGGCCCGGACCCGGUGCGCGUUCUCUCUCGCGCGAACGGAGAGCCGGACGGAGAAAUAUUUUUACUGAUCGUCGGUUUUGUUAGGUUGUAUUUCCACGACUUUAACGAGCAUUUCCUUUGUGUACGUUUUAUCGAUUCGCCGUGGAGGUAGAAUCGUAGUCUCAGGGUCUCAGACAAACAAACAAACAAAUAAACUACCAACAAAUGAUACAAAUUUAGACACAUAUAAAUAGAUAAGGCGCGCGAGUAUAUUUGUGGAGCAAAAUAUUAUAAUAGUAAUGAUAAUAAUAACGGUCACGAUGAUCACGACGAUGAAUGAUGAGGUGGUAACAAUAAUGAUAAAGAAUAUUAAUAUUAAUAUUAAUGAUGAUCAUGAUGAUAAUAAAGAUAACACGGAAUAUAUCAGUCGGUCACUUGUUACAUUUCAAAUUGUUGCGAUUCUUUUUUAACGCUAGAACUGUCAGAAUCAGAUCUGUUUCAACGAUGUCUCAAUGAUUUCUCCAGUGUAUAACGUGAAAAUUCUGAUGGUUCGGUUCGCUAGUUCUAGCGUUAAGUGCGUUAUUAACGAUGCUCUUCGCGAGGGAGUAGCUCAGCGGAAGGUCGCGACUCGGUUGUUCGGCAAGAGGCACUUCCUGCCGACACCUGUCACGUGUCCCAGGAAUCCGCAAGCAUCUGUCGGUUCGAAAAUCUGCCGAUUCCGACGAAAUAGAAUAUAGACGGCUGGGCGAGUUCAGUCGGCGCAGUAAUCAUGUCGCGAGAAGUUCUUUCGCACGUCUGUUCCUUGGCCCUGUUCCUCUCCAUUCUUCGCAAAGCAAGCCCCUCGACCGUGUUGCCGGUCGAUUGCCUGGAGUUCGAUAUCGGCGAGCUCGAGGACUAUUUGUCGGAAGUUCAUCUGGAGAACGUGCCGACGAUCGAUAUGAUGAUUGGCGAGUUCAAAUGUCCGGCGACCGCGUUGCCCUUUGGCGCUUUGAGAUCCGACUGGGCGAGACUGUUGCUCCUGCAAAGGGCGCAACCCGAGGGCUCGAUUUUACGGGAGAAACUGGGUCGUCUUUUCAGAAUUCUAGCGGUCGCUCACUUUCGACCCGGCGAGCGCUUCGAUAUCACGAAGCUCGCCCGCCCGACCGCCAGCAGCCGAACGGUUCCGUUCGCUCGCGGAACCACUUCCCGGGAAGAAGCCGAGGGAUACGGCCGGCCGAUACACGAUUCAAGAGAAACAAAUAAAACCGCUGGAAGUUUCACUUCGUCGACUGCCCCGGGCAGCGAACACUUCCACCCGCGAGAAGUCGAAGAAACUACCCUCGCCGGCUCGAAUGCAGCGGAAGUGGAUGGCGAACGUGAGGCUACCGAUGGAAUACGCAACGACCCGCCUCUGACCGGCGUUACAUCUAUCGGCGAGAAAACUAGCAGCAACGGUCCUACGAAUUCAAUCGGCGAAAACCAGAAUUACUCGGAUAAUAAUCCGACUAACGGCACAAUUAACGAAGGUUCCAGGCGAACGAGCCAGCGUCCAACAGAAGCGGAGCGAGGGAUGAAUGGCGCUGGCGGUACGUUUCUCACGGUGAAACCGUUUUCGACCAGCCAGGGACCGGUGAAAGGGCAAAGCUCCGCGAACGACGCGCAAAAUGAAAGCGGCGCGGCUCUUGUAAAAGUCGGAAGCACCGCCGAUCAUUUCCGAGGGGUCGAGCACGCGGCGGACGCUUUUGUCGGGGCGAAAUCAAGCGGAGUCGCCGCGCAGGUAGACGCGGCCGGCUUCGAGCCAAUUACAUUUCCGGUAUCAGAAUCCAAUACAUUCGGCACGGUCCCCGGCAGCAGCACCUUUUCAUUAAAUUCUGUCGGGGAUCAUAAAUCGAGAACUAUGAAUCUCGAAGGAGAAGGAGAAGAAGAAGAAGAAGAAGAAGAAGAAGAAGAAGGGGCUGCGAAAGGGGGGGAAGGGAUAAAGGAAUCAGGUUUCGCCGGUAACAUCCAAACGACGACCACUGAAAUUGCGGAAGCUGAUCCCAGAAAUAUGACGGCCGGGGCAGGAGAUCACCCCCAGUUUUAUACUCCCAUGAAUCCCGAAGAUCAGGAGAAUACGGUCGACACGGGGGUGGAGUCGCUAACCACGGGGUAUCGCGGCGUUGCCGGCUCGAACUCCGGGGAAUUCGCGGAUACAAGUGAUCCGGGGAUGUCCGACGUAAAAAGUACGAUCGGGUCGAGUCACGAUAGAAUUCCGGGCAACGAUGUCUCGACGAGAAGUUACCCCGGACGGCAGCCGGCCCGGCAGGGCAGCGUUUUCGGAUUCUCGCCGGAGACUCCGCGGAAUUCCACGAACUCCGCUGCGGAUCCCGACGAGAUAAGGGUAGCUUCGGUUUCCAGGGAGCCGACGCUAGACAGGGAAUUCUGGAGGAGCAUUGUAAUUUCGCGGAACGUUACUGAGCCCUCUGAACUCGGUGCGCGUGGACCCAGAGUGAAGGACCACGAUCGAGGCCAAGAUAAGGGCGGCAAGCGGCUCCCAGCUCCGCCGAGGUCCGGGAAACGCGGCAGUUUGAAUACGGACGUGGAGAAGAAUUUCAGAUGGUUUUAUAAUAUCGGCCGGGAGAAGAAAGAGUACGCCAGCGACGACCGGCGGGGAAUUCGCAUCGAGUGCAACGGGGACGGCCACGACAAUGGACGACGAGUCUCGUAAACGGGGAAACGAUUCCGUUGCGUGGAUAAGACGUUUUCGACCGUCUUGGGACUUGUUUCACGCACGAUUGCGGACCGAGGCUGAACGAGCGCCCUAGAAGCCGAUGCGGUUGAGUCCGGGAAACGUGAAUUGAGGAAAUUCAUAUUUCUUAACCCUUUGAACUCUGUAGGCUCCAAUAUUGCACCAGUUAGAAUAUUAAAUAUUUCAAUGAGUCUUAAAGAAACUACCUUAAAACUAUUAGAUUUUCCACACAUCCAAAUUUUCUACUGAGAAGGAAAAUAGAAGAUAGAAGGAAUGUUACAGCAUUUCUCAUUUUCGCUAGGAAUACCGUAAAAAUUAGUUUCAGUUGCUGAUAGAUUACAAAACAACCUGGAGUGCUGAGUGGUUAAUAUAUUGGUUGUUAAAAUGUUUGAUUUAUCAGUUUCAUCGGGAAAGUAUAUAAAGUCUUUUUCCAAAGUGUAAGCUCCGCGAGAGUAGAAUAUUAUAUAUUCCAUUAAAAUUAAGAAGAUUCGCUUAUCCGCAUUGGCUGCUGAGUGGCUCGAAUGUUUAACACUGGAACUACCAGCGAAAUUCAAAGUAUUAAGCAUCCGAAAUGCUUUUAGAAAUUAACGGUUCUACUUUAUUACUAUAACGAAUACCCAAAGAAACCGAGAAAUGAGAUAUUCUUACAAUUUUCACAAGGAUCACGUGUCAAUCGUGAAAUUCUCGGUACUCCCAACAUCAAACAGAUCUUCCUCAAACGUCACCGCCGCACUCAUAUAAAGAACUAAUGGAACAUCAGCUGCUCGGUAGUUCCAGCGUUAAAUUCGAAUCACAUUUAACAUCUUGAAGAGGAUCGUCGAAGGACAGUGAUCGGCUAGGAUGAUCAGCAAACUGUGUAUACUUUCAGAUACAAACCAUCGGUCGAAUCGAUGAAACAUAUAAACUCUUUCGAAUUUCGUCUUUCCAGUUCUUCCUGUUCAACCGCACACAGAAAGGGUGAGAGAAAGAGGAAGGGGUGAGCGUGUGCAAGAGGAAUACGAGGCGAUGACUGGUCACUUGCCGAUUCUUAUCAAGGAUAUCGCGGGCCAGUCCAUAAAUUCAUGAGCCCCGGACACCGCCGACUGAUAUUUACGAGGUCCGCAGCUGGCGGCGUUCGUCCUGCUUUACGACGCGUCGUAAACGAAUCCUCUUAUUAUCUGCUCCUUUAUAUAUAUAUGUAUGUAUGUAUGUGUGUGUGUAUAUAUAUAUAAACACAGGGCUUUUUCGAAUGG
Messenger RNA from Nomia melanderi (Alkali bee), 6379 nucleotides. RefSeq lists its product as uncharacterized. The record is from RefSeq and is a predicted model, not a curated record. Lineage: Eukaryota; Metazoa; Arthropoda; Insecta; Hymenoptera; Halictidae.